CCCCACAGUGCUUCCUUCUUCCAGCCUCAAUUCGGUGAAUCUGUGACACGACAAUGUCCUCCUUAGCACCGUAUCACGCUAGAUCAAUCGAGAAAUCAGCUCCCUCUCUUCCUCUCCGAUAUAUAGCACCCGUGGCACUCGAUCUGCCCCCUUCUUAUCUGCCUCCGUCUUUUCUUCGUCUCCUUUGACUUGCCUUCCUUUCACCCCGUCUCAUACACACGCACAGGCAAACGCCAGAGACAUGAUUAAUAUAAUGCACAACCCUAACGAACUGCUCAACAGGUUUGGGAACAAGGGUGGCAACACGCGUUCCCCGUCUCCGACACGGAAGACCAUCAGCAGCUCCAACCAGUUCCGUAACCGCAUGAGACCGCACGCUGCUCCGUUCGACAAAAGUGCAAAAACGCCCAAGUUGAUGCCACUUCAAGACAGCUUCCGAAGCAAGGAGAUGAAAGACGUGGCUUUUGAAGUCACUGUCGACAUCGACGACAACGCUCAAAAUUUACAUCCGUUAGACGAACCUUUCAUACUACGAAAUGGGAAACCGAUAUACCCCUCAGACGCCUCUCCGACCCGUCUGAACAAGGCCGCAAGGACCUUGAGCAAUGACAUCAAGAUGGAAGAUGUGAUUUCACUUACCAAGAGCGUUUGGAAUCUAGCGCAUUCCCUCCUGCUUGCGUUUUGGAACAUCGACCUGUACUUCAACGUCACAAUAUCAGAAAACUCCACAAUGAAGGUCCACAUACCUACUUUGGUAUUUUCCCUCGUAGUGCUAAGACUUUUCUUCUCUAUCUCCACAUCUGGGCCUCACGAAACAUACAGUGCCCCGGUCAAGCACUCCUCAUCUUCAAGCUCUUCUUUUGUCAUAUCUACACUCGUCCUCCUGUCAGCUGCAGCUUACUGGUACAACUACUGCCACCGCUCAUCAGACAACUCUACUUUCGUUACUUCCCCUUCAAGCUCUAUUUCAGAAGCAGCAACACUCACAGACAUUAUAGAUAAAGCUGCGGCCAUUCCAGAUAUAGAAAGUACAUCAUACAGUGACUCGGACACUCUAGUUAGCUCCACCAAAAGUCAACCAAAUACCAUAUGGUGUGACGAAAGGCCCAUCGCAGAGCACUUUGAUGACAAGACAAUCAGACUUGAAACAAUAUUAAAUAGAAACAAAGUGCCAAUCGAAAAAGAUUUUCAUCCCUUACAUCGCCAAGAACACAAGCAAAGACACCCAAGAAGUAAACUAAAAUUAAAUUUACCUCUUGAUAACAUCAAAAGAAAAACUGAUGAUCCUGAUCACGGGUUUCAGGAGAUGACCAAAAUAAGAAGACAGGAAAUGCUAAAGGCAUUCAAUGCAUGAAAAAGUUGUUAUCUUAAUCAUUUUGUAUGAAUUAAGUAUGUUUAAAAACAACAAAAAAAGGCUCUAUAUAAAUUCUCUAUCAGCUUUUUUGUUUAUCUAAGGAAUCGUAAUCAUAAAGUUUGACCUUGUAUCUAUCCAUUUUCAUAUUUACGCCAUCAUUCGAAUCAAUCGUAACUACAGGUUGUCUAGCUUUUCCCCACGAAAGGGUAUCGUUAAGGUCUAGUAUCUUAAACCUUGGCUUUCUCUCUGUGUAUUUGACAUAUAGCUCUUGGGCUAAUCCAUUUUGCUCCUCAGCAAUUAAUCUUCUAAUCACAGUUUCGCAUGAUUGAUGCAUGAAAUGCGUUUCAUGUGUACUAAUCAUAUAAUCUAAUGUGGAAUCAAUGUCCCUUAUUUCAUUGGUCAUGGUGGAAUAAAGUAAUUCUGCAAUGACAGAAUUCGUAACCUUA
Pichia membranifaciens NRRL Y-2026 is the source of this 1800-nucleotide messenger RNA. RefSeq lists its product as hypothetical. NCBI's taxonomy places the organism in Eukaryota, Fungi, Ascomycota, Pichiomycetes, Pichiales, Pichiaceae. The coding region runs from base 254 to 1354 and encodes 366 amino acids. The record is from RefSeq and is a predicted model, not a curated record. The transcript has a single exon.